This is a messenger RNA of Uloborus diversus, 432 nucleotides long. Its product is annotated as deoxyuridine 5'-triphosphate nucleotidohydrolase-like. Gene Ontology annotation, biological process: dUTP catabolic process; dUMP biosynthetic process. Gene Ontology annotation, molecular function: dUTP diphosphatase activity; magnesium ion binding. Bases 1 to 432 code for a protein of 143 amino acids. The record is from RefSeq and is a predicted model, not a curated record. The transcript has a single exon. Lineage: Eukaryota; Metazoa; Arthropoda; Arachnida; Araneae; Uloboridae.
AUGGACGAGAUUGCUUUUAUCAAAACUCACGUCAAGGCAAAAACGCCCAGGAAGCAAACGAAUGCGGCGGCUGGAUUUGAUUUGUAUACUCCAACAGAUUUUAUGUUAGAUGCAGGAGAGCGAAAAUUGAUAGACACGGGAAUAUGUUUCCAAAUUCCCGAAUCGUGUUACGGUCGAUUAGCUGAAAAAUCAAGGUUAGCUCUGCUUUUUAAUUUGGAAGUGAAAGCUGGCGUGAUUGAUUCCGAUUAUCGAGGAAGCGUAAAAGUUCUUUUGAAAAAUGAUGGAAGAGACAAACUGUGUUUUCGAGAGGGAGAUCCAAUCUGUCAAAUUAUUUUUGAAAAAUAUCAUGUCGUGCAGUUGAAGCAAGCUUUAAAACUUUCAUCGAGUGAACGAGGCUCUCGUGCAUUCGGAGACGAAAAUCAUGGCGUUUAA